CCCGCGCUGCGCGGGCCCGCCCGGGCGGGGCGGUGCCUACGGCGGCCGGGAGGGCCGGAGCGCGGCGGGCGCGGCGGCGGGAUGGAGUCGGUGGUCUUCAUCUUCUCGCUGAUCGACUGCUGCGCCCUCAUCUUCCUCUCCGUCUACUUCAUAAUCACACUAUCAGAUCUGGAAUGUGACUACAUCAAUGCUAGAUCGUGCUGCUCCAAGCUAAAUAAAUGGGUGGUGCCUGAGGUGAUUGGCCAUGCAGUUGUCACGGUAUUAAUGCUUAUUUCAUUGCACUGGUUCAUCUUCCUCCUUAACCUGCCAGUGGCCACAUGGAAUAUUUAUAGGUACAUUAUGGUGCCAAGUGGAAACAUGGGAGUAUUUGAUCCCACAGAGAUCCAUAACCGAGGACAACUGAAAUCACACAUGAAAGAAGCCAUGAUUAAGCUGGGCUUUCAUCUGCUCUGUUUCUUCAUGUACCUUUACAGUAUGAUUCUGGCUUUGAUAAAUGAUUGAGAAGUCGAAAGAGAACCAUUAGCUGCCAAAUUGGGUCAUCACUCCAGUGACUGGUGGAGCCACAGACACCUCCCGAACACACCUAGAUCAGUGUCGUCAUGCAGUAUAUUUUUCCUCUUUGAACAAGAAAUAUUUUUCUGUAUUUUUAACAUAAAGUAUUUUCAAAAG
Poecile atricapillus (Black-capped chickadee) is the source of this 669-nucleotide messenger RNA. RefSeq names its product cornichon family AMPA receptor auxiliary protein 4 (gene CNIH4). The record is from RefSeq and is a predicted model, not a curated record. Gene Ontology annotation, cellular component: endoplasmic reticulum membrane; COPII-coated ER to Golgi transport vesicle. The transcript has 5 exons. NCBI's taxonomy places the organism in Eukaryota, Metazoa, Chordata, Aves, Passeriformes, Paridae. Bases 82 to 501 code for a protein of 139 amino acids. Gene Ontology annotation, biological process: endoplasmic reticulum to Golgi vesicle-mediated transport.